CUUGAAAGUGUUAUGGAAACGCAUUCCCGACGACCAGCCCCUGGCCGAUCUCCUUUGCUCGCUCGGAAUCGCCGAGAAAGAAAGCACACUGGCCGGAAAUGAUGUAAUUGGAGACGAGCCUGCUCGAUUCGAGAUACCAAUUGAGCGCGGCAAUUCCUCGGCCCCUUGGGGUGAGGCUCAGGCGAUUGAGAGACGCUGGAAGAAACUUCGUGGAUACGACGAUCCAUAUAUCCUGCGCAACGGUCAGGAAGACCCUCGUGCGCAUCCACGAUGGGAGCGUUUCCGAGAGUACGUCUCGUACGUACGCGCGAUCACACUCUUCGCAUUCGAUGGUCCCAAGUGGUGCGAGCUAUGGACAGAGAUGUUACCUCUCCUGGACGGAGCACCGCUUCUCCCCUCCCUGGAGUCCGUCUCCUUUUGCAACAUCUCGAAGCGCGCCCUCACUCCAAGCGCUUUUCUCCUGAUAGCGCCUUCUGUAUCCAAGCUCGACUUCACCUUCAAUGUGUACCCGGACACACAGAGUUUGAUAUACUCCGCUUUCGUGCUGGCUUUCGACCAUGCGCCGACCAUUGAGAAGCUCCGUCUAUUGGAACAACCCUGGAAGGACAUGCAUACCCGAUGCCCGCGGGUGCGCCAUCUCGAAGUGAUUUACCAAGUAAAUCCGACCGGCCUCAACUACAUCGCCGAGUUUCCUGCACUACAGAACCUCUCGGUCUCUUUGCAUAACAUCUUCUCCAUAGGUGACGAUGUCUCCUUCCCUCAGCUCCGCGUUUUGAAGGCCGGAGGCAUAUGGGCAGAACUUGACUUCUUCCUCCGAUCCAUCCGCUGUCCAGAACUCCGGGAGCUAUCUCUAGAAGCUUGGCAGAGUGGCGCGUCGGCCCAUCAGAUGGCAGAGGACGCCAGCCAGUGUCUCCAAGAGGUUGCGUCCUAUCACCCGUCUCUGAAGGGGUUGUCGGUGCGCACUACCUUCGGCCCGCCGCCACCUGCAGGUACUUGCGUCGGGCGAAUGAUUCCGACGGUGCAAGAUACCUUCCAAGGAUCCAUUCUCGGCGUCAUCCGGCCCCUCCUGACGCUUCGUCGACUACGCAAGCUCUCACUCAGUCUCCCGGACUACUUCGACGUGGAAUGCGCGGAUACUGACGUCCUCCUGAUGUCUGAAUCGUGGCGCAACAUAGAGGAGCUUCACAUCGACAUCUGGAGCUACUUGGCGCCUCGGGGAAUGUCGCUCGGAGACCGCGCUCGUGGAGGGGAUUUCGCGUCUACCGCGCACUUUGCGCGCAACUGCCCCUACCUUCGCUCGCUGCAUCUGCCUCCCAUGGAGAUCACUGCGGAGACGCUGGAUGCAGUCGAGUUUUCCGGCAAAGCGCACGGCUUGCAGACGCUGAUCGUGCCGAAGUUCAAGGUACGACCGGACAGCGAUGAUUCGACCAAGCUAGUGGAAGAGGCUGUGGGGCGGACAUUCCCAUCAGCUGCUUGGGCUUUUUGGGUAGACAGGACUGUGGCAAUUGAUGGAUGGGUGGUCGCUGGUGACGCUGCACACUGCCUUGAUUGUGUUGGCACUGUUGGGCAAGACUCGGCAGGCGCGUUAUAAGCGGUCACAUCCUGUGUGGUUACAAGGACGUUGCUGUGUGCAGUUUCAAACAGGACAAGCUGUUGCACCCCCGAAUUUGUCUGUUGAGAGGGAAUACGAGUGGCAAUGGGUCCAGACGUUUUCGAAAGGCCGAUGGCAUGACGUAAUACCUAUAAGUACCCGGCUUCUCCCUUAUUAGAAGUCAUCGCGUUGUCCGCAAUCAUCAGUUUCCCUCGUUCGAACGCCACGAUGAGGAUUCGACAGCAACUCACACCUCCCUCUCCACAAGAAGUCCUGUUGCAUACUCUGACAGUCGAUAUAAUACACCCAGGCUUCAAUCGUCCGCUAUUCUCCCUUCCGGCGUUCUCCGACGAACCGACCCCUUCUGGCGACACGCAGUACGGCGUAGACCAUCGUCUCGUCCUGGAUGCUUGCCGUAUCCUUACCAACCUCACUGCAAACGAUCAAGAUGGCUACAUAGCUCAUGACUGCGCUGGCGAACAGCGCGUCUCACUGGACAUUUCGCUCCUAAGCCCGGGUCGCUACUUCUACCAUCUCGCAUCACCUGGGACCACGAGCAAAUACCGCAUCGUCAAAGAUUUCUCCGCAUGGAGGUUUCCGGCUUCUAUUCCCUCUCAUUGGGUCCGGACUAGAACUCCUGAAGAACGGUCAGCGCUCUACCGUUAUGAGUUCAAUUCGGCAUCGGCCAUGUCUAGGGUUGUCGUCUCAGAGGACGGGCAUUGCGUAAUCACCCAGUAUCAGCAGUCGUGCGAAAAUGCUCACCUCGUCCCCAAAGAACACGAGGACUGGUUCAACGGGAACAACAUGACCGACUACAACUUGUCUGGUCCUCUAACAGGUCUCGACGAUGUGGCAAACGGCUUGACUCUGCGUAGCGAUGUGCAUCAAUGCCUUGAUCGUCAUGGCUUCGUGUUCUAUCCGGUAGAAGGUAACAGAUUCGUGGCGUACGUCGUGCAGCGAGGAGCCUUCGAACAUGCAGAGCUAUUUCACCAGAGAUUAGUCACCUUGCCUAAUCGGGUGUCCGACCAAUUUGUAUACGCUCGGUUCGCUUACACGUUCAUCAACCUUCCGCGGGACAAAGACGCUUUCGACGUAUUCCCGGUCAGCGAGGAAGUCGAGCGGAGAAGGGCGGCUCGGUUGGCGGUUCGGAAAAUGCCCAAAGAAGCAGGAAGACAGAAGCGGUCGAAGCUCGAGGUGAUCCAUGGGGGCGCGGACAUAAUAACGUCUGAGAUGUCCGAAGGGUCACGGGGAAACAGUGGGACUGAUGCUGAGACCGUCGAUUCGGAAGAUUCCAUGUUGCAGCCCAUGACAGAAAUCUCCUAUGCAGCCGCCGACAAGAAGUACAGGGACCGAUUUCUCAAACGGUUUCCGGAUCAGGCCGAAGAAGUUGACAAUCCACCCGAAUCCCUCGUUACGUCCUGUCACACCGACACUCCCCGCAUGCUGAGACUCAUGUCCGAAUACAUGAAGAAGAACCCACAAGUGUGGAAGACAUCUUCGACGCCGGCCGAGGCGACUAGACCGGAUGUGGAGGGCUAUUACGCGGAUUUGCUCGCUGGCACGAACUGAUAUGUCUUCUUACCAGAGAGCUCGCACGCCGAUCAGGUCCGUCGGCCCCUUUCCUAGAUUAUUCCUCGAUUAUGAAGCGCAUCUUGUGACCAAUACGUAUCGAAUGUU
This is a messenger RNA of Dichomitus squalens LYAD-421 SS1, 3268 nucleotides long. RefSeq lists its product as uncharacterized. Lineage: Eukaryota; Fungi; Basidiomycota; Agaricomycetes; Polyporales; Polyporaceae. Bases 1820 to 3160 code for a protein of 446 amino acids. The record is from RefSeq and is a predicted model, not a curated record. The transcript is spliced from 7 exons.